UUUUUUUCAUGGAAAAUUAACCCUCACUUGAUUUUUUUUUUUGGGGGUGGACUCUCACGUACAAACAGGCCAUCAUGUCAUGGGGCGCCCUUUACGCCCAGCUGGGCGGCGUCAACAAGCACUCGACCAGCCUGGGCAAGAUCUGGCUGUCGGUGCUGUUCAUCUUCCGCAUCACCAUCCUGGUGCUGGCGGCCGAAAGCGUGUGGGGCGACGAGCAGUCCGACUUCACGUGCAACACGCAGCAGCCCGGCUGCAAGAACGUGUGCUACGACCACUUCUUCCCCGUGUCGCACAUCCGCUUGUGGUGCCUCCAGCUCAUCUUCGUGUCCACGCCGGCCCUGCUGGUGGCCAUGCACGUGGCCUACCGCAAGCGCGGCGACAAGCGCUCCAUGCUGGCGUCCAACGGCACCGAGAAGCCCAGCGACGUGGACAUGGAGACGCUCAAACGACGGCGGCUUCCCAUCACCGGCACGCUUUGGUGGACGUACACGUGCAGCCUCUUCUUCCGGCUCAUCUUCGAGGGCGGCUUCAUGUACGCGCUCUACUUCGUCUACGACGGCUUCCGGAUGCCGCGGCUGGUCAAGUGCGAGCAGUGGCCCUGCCCCAACAAGGUGGACUGCUUCAUCUCGCGACCCACCGAGAAGACCAUCUUCACCAUCUUCAUGGUGGCCUCCUCCACCAUCUGCAUGGUGCUCAACGUGGCCGAGUUGGGCUACCUCGUGUGCAAGGCGCUCAUGCGCUGCACCGGCCGCCGUCGAAACAGGAGAUUGUCGUACAACCACAAGGAGACCGUCGCGCGGGACGGCACCGCCUUGCAGAACAAGAAGAACGAGCUGCUGCUCUCCGCACCUUCCUCAGACUCCUCCAUGCGCAAGACCGUGUGCUGAAUGAGAGCGCCGGAACCCAACACGACACCGGAACGCCAUGUCUCUACCGAGCGUGAGCCUAUGUCUGGUAUCGACGCAGAAAAGCAAUCUAUGUUCACACAAAGGAGAUAUUUGUCAUGGGAAAUGGUAGUUUCCCAUGAAAAUGCCGUAUGCUUCCAAAAUCACGAAAAUCAGACCAGGAAACAAAUUUUGCAGUAUUUUUUUUUUUUUUAAAGUAUAGUGCAAUGUUUGUCCACAAAUAUGCAAGGGUUCACCACAAAAGGUUGCCUCAAAAACUAUGCAUUGUCACAAAAAGGACAUAUUUGUCCAAAUAAAAUGCAACAUUUCACAAUUAAGACACUCCAUUAUUUUCUACAAAGUAUUCUUUGCUUUUCACAAAAGUCCAAGAUGUGUGCACUAAAUGCAACAGGUUGAUCCAUCAGGUCCAUAACGUCUUGCCAUGGAAAAACUACAUUUGUUUACAAAAAGGCACAAAGGACCCCAAAAAAUGGAUAUUGUCUUGUAUAUGCAAAUGCCCCAAAAGAACAACAGAGUGGUGUUCCUCAGGGAAGCGUUUGAGGGCCACUCGUUUUCCUUGCAAGAACAAAGGUCC
Messenger RNA from Hippocampus comes (tiger tail seahorse), 1479 nucleotides. It is a transcript of the gene gjb8, whose product is annotated as gap junction protein beta 8. Lineage: Eukaryota; Metazoa; Chordata; Actinopteri; Syngnathiformes; Syngnathidae. Bases 75 to 887 code for a protein of 270 amino acids. The record is from RefSeq and is a predicted model, not a curated record. The transcript has 2 exons. Gene Ontology annotation, molecular function: gap junction channel activity. Gene Ontology annotation, biological process: gap junction-mediated intercellular transport; cell-cell signaling. Gene Ontology annotation, cellular component: connexin complex.